AUGCCGGUGCUUUCCCCGGCCGAACAGCUGGCCUCUCAGCUGGGAUGCGACGUUUCCCUGGCGCAGGCGGCGCUGAAGGUCUGCCAUGGCGGGGUUCCAGCCGCGGCCCAGGUCAUCGAGCAGGGCCGCGAGAGGCCCCUGGAGCCCUAUGAGGGCCUGCUGGCCCAAGCGCGCGUGAGGCGGGCGCUGGAGGAGCAGCCGGGGCCGCCGGAGGAGAAGUGGCUCAUCUGCAUCCGCACCUUUGGCAGGCCUGGCACGCGAGGCUUGCAGAGCGAGCUGCAUCGGCUCCUCUUCGGCGCUCUGAAGAUGAAACAGGCCAGGAUCUUGGAAGAGAAGCUGGAGACGAGCAAUCUGACGCUGCUGGCCUUGAGAAGGUUGGCCAAGACCAAGUCGCCGGAGGCCUUCAGACACGCCUUGAAGCAGCGCGGGGUGGGCCGCGUGACUGCGAAGACGGCGCAGGUCCUGGCGGAGAAGCUGUGCGAGCCGUUGGAGGAGGUGGAGAAGAAGCUGGCGCCGGCGGAGAAAGGUCUGCCUGAUUUGACCCUGGCGGCUCUGGAGCGGGCCCUGGGGCCUGGGGCCCACAAGCGCUGCUUGAUCUUCGUGUCGCACACCGACGCGGCCUGGAGCUCUGGGCAAUACGCUGCGGCGCUCAAGAGGCCGUGGGCGGACAGGGUGGUGGUUGGUGUGCGCGGCGCGCAUUUGCAGGUUCGCUUCAUCGAAGAGGCGGCUCCGGCGGGGAGUCACAUCGUGAUUAUGGACGACAACAUCGAGAAGCUGGUGGUGGAAGUGCCCGACGAUGCCAUCGUGGCUAAGCAGAAGGCAGCAGGGAUUCAGGACUGCUACACGCUACCGCUGAGUUGGAAAGACUCCAUGAGCCCCUUGUGGGGCACCGGCCUGCAGGCGGUGCAAGAAUCCGAGGUGCUCUGCUUCUUGCGGUCGCUUUGUCCGGAGCUUGCGCGCUGGAAGGCGACGCGCCAGGUGGAAGCGGCGCUGCGAAACGCCAAAGUCGGGUCCCUGAAGAAGUUCCAGGCCUUGUCUCCGCAACGAGCUCAGGGACUGCUCCGCUGUCUGUCAGCCAAAAAACGCAAGGCCUGCCACGCGGCCGCGAAGGGUCUCGAGGGAAGGAUCUCCGACGUGAAGCUUUCGGCGCCGAGGAUGCUCGCCAGGCCCGGCGAGAGGACGAGCAAGACGAGGGAACCGGAGCUGUGCCAGCUGAUACGGCGUGCGGGACGGGAAAUGACACAGCAGGGAGUGCACCUCUGGGGCAUCAAUCCAACGAGGAACCACUACUUCCUCAAGGGACGCGGUGACGAUAUGCGGCAAAGGGCCCUUUCGCAGGGAAUAUUUCAGGACUUUUCGAACAGACUGGGCUUGGUUUACGGUGCGUGGUUUGGCAUCCGUGUGACGCACAAGCCACAGCUUUACACCAGACAGGGGCAGAUCAAGGAUGACGUGGAGCGCACCCUGCGGUAUUGGCACCACGACGGCAAGUUGCUGCGGUUUACUCGCUACAGCGCCGACAAGAACAGCUUCAGGCCUGGUCAGUUUGGCUGCAAGAAGGGCGGCAUCUCUUCCAGUUCCUCCCCGCAGGCGCACGGCGCCGAGGCGGACGCGGCGACGAGAGCCCUCGUCGCCGAGUUCGGCGCCUACGCUCGCCUGCCCAGGGCGGGCGAAAGGAGCUCCUGCGGCCUCAUUUGGACGCCUGAGGUCGAGAGGAGCAAGCCAGCUGUGUCCGAUCCGAAGGCCAAAAGGGUGAAAAGAGGUUGA
This is a messenger RNA of Effrenium voratum, 1767 nucleotides long. NCBI's taxonomy places the organism in Eukaryota, Dinophyceae, Suessiales, Symbiodiniaceae. The record is from the annotation of a GenBank genome assembly.